Malania oleifera is the source of this 1840-nucleotide messenger RNA. Its product is annotated as splicing factor SF3a60 homolog. The transcript has 12 exons. Lineage: Eukaryota; Viridiplantae; Streptophyta; Magnoliopsida; Santalales; Ximeniaceae. The coding region runs from base 166 to 1692 and encodes 508 amino acids. The record is from RefSeq and is a predicted model, not a curated record. Gene Ontology annotation, cellular component: nucleus; spliceosomal complex. Gene Ontology annotation, biological process: mRNA splicing, via spliceosome. Gene Ontology annotation, molecular function: zinc ion binding; RNA binding.
AUCCCAAAAUAUUCCCAUUAAAACGGCGUCGAAUAAGUUGGCCCGAAAUUCGCCAUCUGGUGAAUCGGAAUCCCGAGUUCACCUGGUUUCUGCACAAUCUCGUCCCACCCAGAGAGAGUGAGUGGGUGAGAGAGAGAGAAACCCUAGGAGCGAGAGCGGGAGAAAAUGUCAUCGACGCUGCUGGAAGUGACGCGGGCGGCGCACGAGGACGUCGAGAGGCUGGAGCGGCUGAUAGUGAAGGACCUCCAGAACGAACCUCCCACCACCAAAGACCGCCUCUUCCAGAGCCACCGCGUCCGCAACAUGAUCGACCUCAUCUCUUCCACCACUAAUAAACUCGUUGAGAUAUAUGAAGAUAAGGAUAAUGCAAGGAAAGAUGAGAUUGCGGCUCUUGGUGGUCAGACCGCGACAGGGACAAAUGUUUUCAGUGCAUUUUAUGACAGAUUGAAAGAGAUCCGUGAGUACCAUAGAAGGCAUCCAGCUGCACGUGUUGUUGAUACUAACGAGGAUUCUGAGGAGCUGCUCAAAGAGCAACCUCAAAUUGAGUUUAGUGGCGAGGAAGCCUUUGGACGUUAUCUAGACAUGCAUGAAUUAUACAAUGACUACAUCAAUUCGAAAUUUGGAGAGCCCAUAGAGUACACUGCGUACCUUGAUGUUUUUACACAGCCACAUAAAAUUCCUCGCAAGUCAAAGAUGACGAGGCAAUACUGUGAUUAUUUAGAGAAGCUGCUCGAGUACCUGAUAUACUUUUUUCAGCGUACAGAACCCUUGCAAGAUCUUGAUAGGAUAUUCUCAAAGGUUAUAACUGAUUUUGAAGAUCAAUGGGCAAAUGGAAGGGUACCGGAAUGGGAGAAUGAGGAUCAAGAAAAUGGUCAUGUUCCAGCUCAACAUACCGUGAUCGAUCUCGAUUAUUACAGUACAGUCGAAGAACUGAUAGAAGUGGGGCCAGAAAAGUUGAAGGAGGCAUUGGUUGCAUUGGGGCUAAAGACAGGGGGCACUGUUCAGCAGCGUGCAGAGAGACUUUUCCUUACAAAGCAUACGCCUCUUGAACAGUUGGACAGGAAACAUUUUGCGAAAGGUUCACGUGGAUCACAACAGAAUGGUGUUGCUGCAACUCUACAACUUCACAAUUCAAAAGAAAUAGCCCUGAUGGAGGCUAAAAUGGAAAAGCUUUGUGAAUUACUUGAUGAGACAAUUGUGCGAACAAAAGAAAAUAUUGAGAAGAAACAGGCAUUGACAUACGAGGAAAUGGAAGCAGAACGUGAGGAGGAAGAGAUACAAGCUGAUACUGAAAGUGAUGAUGAUGAGCAGCAGAUCUAUAAUCCCCUCAAAUUGCCAAUGGGUUGGGACGGGAAGCCUAUACCUUAUUGGUUGUAUAAGCUUCAUGGCCUUGGUCAGGAAUUCAAGUGCGAGAUAUGUGGGACCCACAGUUAUUGGGGGCGUAGAGCUUAUGAGCGGCAUUUCAAGGAAUGGCGUCAUCAGCAUGGGAUGCGUUGCCUUGGGAUUCCAAAUACCAAGAACUUCAAUGAGAUCACAUCAAUCAAGGAAGCAAAAGAGCUGUGGGAGAAAAUACAAGCACGGCAAGGAUUGAACAAGUGGCGGCCUGACUUGGAAGAAGAAUAUGAAGACAAAGAGGGUAACAUUUACAACAAAAAGACAUAUACUGAUCUCCAGCGCCAAGGAUUGAUUUAAGAAAGGACAGAUGGAGUUAAUUGCAUGUGCAUCUAAGCUCCAUAUCUGAAGUGCACAAACACUAGAGUGCUCGGUUAUGAGAAGAAAGCAUUUCUGAUUGUCUUGUAGAACUUCAGUAGUCAAUUUAAUGCGUUGUCGACAUUUAUUC